Molecule: messenger RNA, 2794 nt
Organism: Sesamum indicum (sesame)
Lineage: Eukaryota; Viridiplantae; Streptophyta; Magnoliopsida; Lamiales; Pedaliaceae
Source: RefSeq, a predicted model, not a curated record
CUAGUUUUCCCGCCAAUUUCACUCUUCCACUUAAGAGACUUCUGCCCAACUCCUCUAUCCCCUUCUCCUCCCCUCCCCACCAUAACACAAACGCCGCCGCCGCCGGGAGUCGGGGAACAAUGAUUGAGACCCCGAAAAUGAAGAAAUCUAAUCGAACCCCCAAAAAGAAGCAACCCAUUUCUUCCCCAGACGGCGUCAUUGAACCCCCAACCCCACAAACCUCAACACCCACCACCAAUCUGCGGCGCUCCCUUCGUCUCACCUCCGCCUCACCACAGCCCAGCUCGGCACCCUCUCCCCUGAAAAGUUCCCCACAUUCCUGUAGGAAGACAUUGAAAAGUUACAAGAAUGCGGCCCCCCAUUCACCUGCCACCAUUUCAAUAACCCCUGCAUCUCCACAGCCCACUGAAUCCAGAAAGAAGAGAAAAACUCAAGACAAAGAAGCUGCAAGUAUCGAGAAAAGAAGGGUCUUGAGAAGUGAUAAAUGUACUAGUGCUAGCAAUAAAGGUAAGAAAAGAGUGUAUUACAAAAAGGUGAUUUAUGAUGGAGGCGAGUUUUCAGCAGGGGACGAUGUUUAUGUAAAGAGGAGGGAGGACGGUAGCUCAGACGAUGAGGAUCCUGAGGUAGAGGAAUGCAGAGUGUGCUUUAAGCCUGCGGGAAAGCGAAUUAUGAUUGAGUGCGAUGAUUGUUUGAAUGGGUUUCAUUUGACGUGCUUGAAGCCGCCAUUGAAGGAGGUUCCUGAAGGAGAUUGGAUUUGUAAUUAUUGUGAGGCCAGGAGAUCUGGAAAAUUAUUGGAAUUUCCGGAGCCACCAAAGGGGAAGAAGAGGGCUAGGACUGCUAGGGAAAAGUUGCUUUCAAGCGAUUUGUGGGCAGUUCGUAUUGAAAGUUUAUGGAAAGAAGUGGAUGGUUCUUAUUGGUGCCGGGCUCGGUGGUAUAUUAUUCCAGAGGAAACUGCUGUGGGGAGACAGCCUCAUAAUUUGAGGAGGGAGCUGUAUCGAACUAAUGAUUUUGCUGACAUUGAGAUGGAGUCAAUUAUUAGGCAUUGCUAUGUUAUGAGCCCAAAAGAAUUCUCCAAAGCUGUCAAUGAUGGAGAUGAUGUGUUUCUCUGUGAAUAUGAGUAUGACAUACAGUGGCAUAGUUUCAAACGCAUUGCGGAGAUUGACGAAACUGAAGAUGAUGGUGAAGGAGCUGACACUGACGAUGAUUGGAAUUCGUGUGAUGAGUCAGAUGCUGUCUCAGAAGAAGACAUAGAAUAUGACGAUGAGAGCAAAAUCAAUUUAUUGUGUCGAACAUCUCCAGCUCACCCUGUAGCUGCAAACUCACGCAAGGGACGGAUAUUUGGACUGCAACGUAUUGGGGCAAGGAAAAUACCAGAACAUGUUCGAUGUCACAAGCAGACUGACCUGGAAAGGGCGAAAGCAACACUUCUGCUUGCAACGUUGCCCAAGUCUCUACCUUGUAGGGAUAAGGAAAUGGAUGAGAUAACCACAUUCAUCAAAGGUGCCAUAUGUGAUGAGCAAUGCCUGGGAAGAUGCCUCUACAUUCAUGGUGUCCCUGGUACUGGCAAGACAAUGAGUGUACUUGCUGUGAUGAGGAAUCUGAAGUCUGAGGUUGAUGCAGGAAGCAUAAGGCCUUACUGCUUCGUGGAGAUUAAUGGUCUCAAACUGGCUUCACCAGAGAACAUAUAUACUGUGAUCUAUGAAGGAUUAAGUGGCCAUAGAGUUGGUUGGAAAAAGGCCCUCCAUUUCUUGAAUGAGCGAUUUUCAGAUGAAAAUAAAAGCGGGAAAGAUACAAGACCUUGUAUUCUUCUCAUUGAUGAACUUGAUCUUCUAGUAACCAGAAAUCAGUCGGUUUUAUACAAUAUUCUAGAUUGGCCUAAUAAGCCAAAUUCCAAACUGAUUGUGAUAGGAAUAGCAAACACUAUGGAUCUUCCGGAGAAGUUGCUGCCGCGCAUUUCUAGUCGUAUGGGCAUACAGAGGCUUUGCUUUGGUCCAUAUAACUAUCAGCAACUUCAAGAAAUAAUUUUGAGUCGUCUAAAAGGAAUUGAUGCUUUUGAAAAGCUUGCAAUUGAAUUUGCUUCAAGGAAGGUGGCUGCCGUUUCUGGAGAUGCUCGUCGGGCAUUAGAGAUUUGUAGGAGAGCUGCAGAACUUGCAGAUUACCGUGCUAAAAAAUCUCCACUUUCUAGCACAGACUCUACAGGGAAAAUGGUAGGAAUGGCAGAUGUUGAAUCAGCAAUAAAAGAGAUGUUUCAGGCGCCACAUAUCCAAGUGAUAAGAAGUUCUUCUAAACUGAGUAAAAUCUUCUUGGCUGCUAUGGUACAUGAACUUUAUAAAACAGGAAUGGCUGAGACAACUUUUGAAAAGCUGGCAAUGACAGUCUCCUGUUUCUGCUCUAGUAAUGGAGAAAUGGUUCCAGGGUAUGACACGCUCCUGAAAGUCGGAUGCAAGCUUGGGGAAUGCAGAAUAUUAUUGUGUGAGGCUGGCACAAGGCACAAAUUGCAGAAAUUGCAGCUCAACUAUCCCAGUGAUGAUGUUACUUUUGCGCUGAAAGACAGCAAGGACCUUCCCUGGCUGGCCAAGUAUCUCUAAUUCAACCAUUAUUAGGAGAUCCAAAUUUGAAUGUUUUCAUGAAUUACAUCAUUAAAUUUUAGUUUAUUACUUAUUUCUUCGGAGAUUUUAAAGUUUCUGCAGAGAACAAUUUUGUUUGCUUCUUUUUUUUUGGAAAAGGAUUCCCCAUGUGGUACUUCAUGUGGCUUAAACCAUUUAUUUGAAUAAGCACUUGUCAGAGAUAAAUA